Thecamonas trahens ATCC 50062 is the source of this 518-nucleotide messenger RNA. RefSeq lists its product as uncharacterized. The coding region runs from base 1 to 501 and encodes 166 amino acids. The transcript has 2 exons. The record is from RefSeq and is a predicted model, not a curated record. NCBI's taxonomy places the organism in Eukaryota, Apusomonadida, Apusomonadidae.
AUGGCGGCGAAGGAAAGAUGUGCUGGCGGGUGCUGUACACCUGCGGACUUUGCGGCGCGGUUGGAGGGCACCGAGGUUGAUAUCGGGCUGCUGUACUCGGCGAGCCACGGGCUGAUUGUGAACACGACCGAACAUGUGCUGUACGCGAUGGAGAACGGGCCAAGGUAUUCCAACUUUUACUUUGAUGUGAAGCACGGAACGUGCACCGCCGAGCACAAUGUGGCCACCUCGCGUAGCUUUGUGAGCCUCUGUUUCGACGCGUCCAACCCGGACUGGAGGAUCGCCGACAAGCAUCCGCAGCCACAGGGCUCGCUCGUUUGGGAGUAUGUGCCACAGAGCUCGCUCUGGCAUGUACUCGCAUCGCCGCCAUGUGCGCCGGUGACGGUCACGGGAUCGCUGGCCUCACUCAAGCUGCCGGGCCAGCUCCAGGUGGCGGACAUGCAUGUCGUAGCGUACGACCCGGCAGCGUUUGCUCUGCCGACAGAAUGCGGCGGCAAGUAAAGAGAGAAAGAUAGAGA